This is a messenger RNA of Histoplasma capsulatum G186AR, 939 nucleotides long. RefSeq lists its product as uncharacterized. NCBI's taxonomy places the organism in Eukaryota, Fungi, Ascomycota, Eurotiomycetes, Onygenales, Ajellomycetaceae. The coding region runs from base 1 to 939 and encodes 312 amino acids. The transcript has 3 exons. The record is from RefSeq and is a predicted model, not a curated record.
AUGCAAGUAGCCAUCGCGGGCGUCGGUGCUCUCGGGCACCAUAUUCUACGCGCAAUUCUCGCACAAGGGAAACAUUCGGUGACCAUCUUGACACGAGGAGAACCCCGCUCUACCGACCCGCGCAUCACAUGGCGUAAAGUCGACUAUAGCGACAAGUCCUCGCUGGAGGCGGCGCUCCGUGGUAUCGAUACAUGUAUAUCGACCGCAGCAGGCUUCGACGACAAAACAUUCGCGGAGGGCCAGAUAAGAUUAGUCGACGCAUGUAUUGCAGUAGGUGUUCGCCGGUUCGUGCCAUCAGAGUUCGAGCUCGAUCCGCACGUCCGCAAAGAUCGCUACCCUUCUUCGGUUGCGAAGCGGAAAGUACUAUCCCACCUUGCCACGCCGGCAGUUCGAGAGAAGAUCCAGUGCACGCUAUUUACACAGGGGGUCUUUUAUGAUUAUUACUCGCCGAUGACUGAGGAUGGGAAGAGGCAUGUGAGUAGCGAAUGGCUGGCGCCGAUUGGGUUUGACAUAGUGGUUGAUCUGAAGAACUGUCGCGCGGAACUUGUGGAUGGGAUGGAGGAGAAGAGAAUGCGGUGCACGGCGAUUGAUGAUGUUGGGAAGUUUGUGGCCAAGGCUUUGGAGCUGGAGGAGUGGCCGGAUCAGUUUACGAUAUCUGGGGAGAAUCUUACUUGCAAGGAACUUAUUGGGAUUUGUGAGAAGGUGAGAGGAAAACCAUUCGAAAUCAAACGCAUAUCAGUUGCAGAUAUGGAAAGCAAAAUAGAGGAGGCAGAGAAAGCGAACGACAUGAUCGGAACAUACAUAUGGACGACACCCCUUCGUAUCCUCGAGGGAGACUUUUGGUGGGACGACAAAACUGCACAGGGAGUAGAUAUCAAAACCGUUUUUCCAGACGAGAAAUUUGAAUCCCUGGAAGGAUUUUUGUCAAAAUGGUGGUGA